UGAGGGAGUGGGGGAAUACACUUAUUGUGCCGCCUAUCAGAUAGGCACAACCAGUGCCGCCUACCUGACACCCUCCACCGAUCUAAAUGUAUCAUUUUGGUACUUAAUUUUAGCAAUAUAUCAUUUUGGUAUUUUGUUUUUUUUAUUUAUAUUAUUAGAGUAAAAAACCCAAACUAUGAACUUGGGAGAAAUUUAUCCUAAAAAUUAUUUUUUUCCUAGAAAUUGAGUAUACUAGUCGCCGUCGGAGUCCUCGAAGAAGGAAGAAGAAAAUCAAGAAGAAAAUCAAAAAGAAAUCCUAAAAAAGGUUAAAAGCAGAAAGUGUUGCAAGCCUUAAAACUCAAAAACUGAGAUAUAUAGGCUACUUUUGGUCGGGUAUUUUCUGCGUUUCCGGUGCAAUAAGUCAAUCCAAUAAUAAUAACCUUCCUCAGGGAAAGGGGACACCCGAGGGCAUUAGUCACCCGGCUAUUGUCGGAGCUUCAUCCUCUUAUCAUCCAAGCAAUAAUUCCCAACAAGAGGGGGCAGAGAAAGAGAAAGAGAGGCAUGGUAGAUCUCUUCGUAUGGCUUUUUUCUUUCUUCAUCCUCGUUGCCCUCCUCAUUAUCCUCGUUUAUCAGCUCAUAUGCUUGGCUGAUUUAGAGUUUGAUUACAUCAAUCCUUAUGAUUCUUCAUCACGGAUAAACAAAGUGGUGUUGCUGGAAUUUAUCCUGGAAGGAUUUUUAUGUUUUUUCUAUCUACUAACAGGGCAUUGGGUUAUGUCACUGUUAUGUGCUCCAUACCUGUACAACAAUGUCAGACUUUACACUCGGAAACAGCACCUGGUAGAUGUUACAGAGAUAUUUAACUUGCUUCAUUGGGAGAAGAAGAAACGCCUUUUUAAACUUGCCUACGUCGUCGUUCUCCUCUUUUUCGCUGUAUUCUGGAUGAUCUACUCUGCAUUAGAGGAUGAUUAAUGGAAGAUAUAAAGGAAGUGUUUGUGGAUUUAAAUUGCUGCCGUGCAUUGGCAUUCGGCUCUUCAUACACUUUUUUUUUUUGGGGUUUACAAGUUAUUUAUUUAAGCCUUGUUUUUGUUGUAACUGAUAUAUAGCAUCAAUUUCAAAGUUGUAUAAUUGUGAGAAUUUCUAGUUGAUUUUAGUGUUAUAUUAUUUUAUCUGUAAUUCAGUUUGCUAGAAA
This is a messenger RNA of Gossypium arboreum, 1168 nucleotides long. Its product is annotated as protein cornichon homolog 4-like. The transcript is spliced from 4 exons. The coding region runs from base 541 to 948 and encodes 135 amino acids. NCBI's taxonomy places the organism in Eukaryota, Viridiplantae, Streptophyta, Magnoliopsida, Malvales, Malvaceae. Gene Ontology annotation, biological process: vesicle-mediated transport. The record is from RefSeq and is a predicted model, not a curated record.